AUGGGAGAGGACACAUCUGCCACCGCAGCCGAAGGGCAAGCGCAGAGAAAGAAGCAAAUGAUCCUGAACGCAUUUGUCAUGAACACCCCGGGUCACCUCUCCCCUGGAUUUUGGCGACACCCACGGAACAAGACCGAUCAGUACACAAAGCUGUCCUUCUGGACAGAUCUGGCACAACUCCUCGACAAGGCGGACUUUCAUGCCAUGUUCAUCGCGGAUACCCUGGGGCCGUACGACGUAUACAAGGGUCCUGCAAAUGUUGUGCCAGCUCUGGCAGCAGGCGCUCAGUUCCCAGUCAACGACCCCUUAUACCUGGUGCCCGCAAUGGCAGCUGUCACGAAGAAUCUCAUUUUCGGUGUCACAGCUAGCUUGACGUACGAGAAGCCUUAUGCGCUGGCUCGCCGUCUUUCUACGGUAGACCACCUCAGCGAUGGCCGUGUUGCCUGGAACAUUGUCACGUCGUAUCUUGACAGUGCAGCCCGCAAUCAUGGCCUGAAGGAGCAGAUCCCGCACGACGAAAGAUAUGCCAUUGCCCACGAGUACAUGGAGGUUCUGUACAAACUGUGGGAGGGAAGCUUUCGGGAUGACGCGGUUGUCAAGGAUCGCGAGAAUGGCAUCUAUAUCGCUGCCGAUGGCGUUCUCCAGAUACACCACAAGGGCAAAUAUUUCGAGGUGCCUGGCCCUCACUUCUGCGAGCCAUCACCGCAGCGAACUCCGUUUCUCUUCCAGGCUGGAGUAUCUGAGGCCGGCAAUGGCUUCGGAGGAAAGCAUGGCGAAGCCAUCUUUGUCGGCGGCCAGACUCCUGAAGGCGUGAGAAAGACUGUCGACAACAUUCGUGAGGUGGCAAGAAAGGAAGGGAGAGAUCCAAACCACAUCAAAGUCAUUGUGGGAAUCAACGUCAUUGUCGCAGCAACGGAUGAAGAGGCCCAAGCCAAAAAGGAAAGCUAUCUUCAAUAUGCCGACCAAGAAGGUGCCUUGGCUCUCUUUGGAGGAUGGACGGGAGUUGAUCUCUCAGGCUACGCAGACGACGAAGACUUCCGCUUCACCGACUCGCCGAGGUUGCAGUCGAUCGUCAGGAGAUGGUCGGAUACUGUGCCCGGAACAGACAAUCUUCCAUGGACUAAGAGAAGAAUUGUCGAGUAUCUCAGUAUUGGCGGCCUCGGCGCAAAGGUAGUAGGCGGUCCAGCAACGGUUGCCGACGAACUGGAGAGGUGGAUCGAGGUGUCAGGAGUAGACGGCUUCAAUUUGGCCCACGUUACCAACCCGGGUAGUUUCGAAGAUAUCAUCGAGUACCUUCUACCUGAACUGCGGAGGAGGGGCGUCUUCCGAAAUGGUGUCGAGAAAGAGGGCGCAACAGCACGAGAGGUAUUCAUCGGCUCUAAGAGACUGCCUGAAGACCACCCAGGGAGCUUCUUCAAGUGGCGAGCUGGCGAAAGCGCGCCGAAGUAUCUUCAAAAGGAAGAUGAGAAGGCAGGUAGCGAUUAG
Molecule: messenger RNA, 1485 nt
Organism: Trichoderma reesei QM6a
Lineage: Eukaryota; Fungi; Ascomycota; Sordariomycetes; Hypocreales; Hypocreaceae
Exons: 1
Coding region: 1-1485 (494 amino acids)
Molecular function (GO): oxidoreductase activity, acting on paired donors, with incorporation or reduction of molecular oxygen; monooxygenase activity
Source: RefSeq, a predicted model, not a curated record